AGAGAGCACAAUCUAUGUUGUAAAAGGUCAGCUAUACCUUUCCUCCUGGGUCUUACCAGGUCCCCUCUACACAGCUGGGUCAGCUUUAUGUCAGAGGGAGGAGGACUUUGCUGCCCAUGCACAGGUCUCUGGGGACAAAUGGAGGCUGUGGGUUACUCUCUAUGCAGGAUCUGGCUGCUUUUCUUGCUGUUCUGGCUGGGACAAGGGAGGCGGAUGGCUCCCCCAGGUUUUGUAGAGAACAGUUGCCACUCCAGGAUUUUUUGGAUGAAACUGAAUAAACUCUUGCUCCAGGGAAAGUUCUUCCAGCUGGAAAUUAAUGAUCCUUAUGCUGGCCCCCUUCUACUGGAUGAGAAGCUAGCAUCUCGCUGUGGCUAUGUCCUGUCAGAAGAUGUGUGGGGCAACCCCGUCUUUCGUGCGUCACUGCUUGGCUGCCAUGUGGCCAACGAGGCAGAUGAGCUGUUUUCACUGACUGUGAACAUCAAGGUCUCCUCAUUUCCAAGCAUGAGGGCAGCUGUGACCUACACCUACCCUAUGUACUGCUCCUACUCCUCCUGGGCUUCAAGAGAAAUCAUGUGUGAAGAAAACUACAUGGAGGUGUCAGUGAAGACUGAUGUCCCUGCAGUUUCAAAUGACUACACCGUAGCAUGGAUGUCAGCACUGCCAGAGACUCAAAAUGUUGCAUACCAGCUAUGGCAACUGAUGUUUGUUUCUCCAUCAGGGAGAAAGAGAAUAACGGUAAGCGAUGCAACAAAACUGGGCUACAGCUUCAAUAACACGCUGUCCCGAGUGUACCUCCGUGCACCCUAUCAUAGCAACGAGUCUGACAUCAGCAUGGUUAGUGGCGUCAAUAUGAACAUGGUCACUUCCACUUCCAUGUACAGGCAGCGAUGGCUGCUUUUGCUGAUUGACACCACUGUCUCCUGUCCUGUUGAUGGCAUCAGUUUCACUGACACUACACUAACAUGGACUGUGCCAAGUGUUAUCCCCACAUUAGUGGUUCGAGAAUCCACCUUUCUGUCUAAAAACAUUUUAAUGGGAGUCAAUGGUCAAGUCAUAGUAAACCCAGAGGAGAAGAACUAUUUACUGGAGCACAACGAGACACUCAUCAGAAUAACUAUCCCUAUUGGAGCGGAAGGAGGCAAGCUAAAGAGCUCCAUAUCUGGUGGUGUAUAUGGAGUCAUUUACAGUAUUGACUUGUUUUUGGAGCACACGUGGACAGAUGCAGAUUGGCAAACCACAAAGUAUACAGUCAUCAAAUCCAUCACUACACCUUUCAUGCCACAAAUACCAACUGUUAUGAACAAUACUCUGCCAGACGAAAGGCUAUUUAAUGUUGCAUUUGGACACUUUCUUCCCGAUGUCUCCCUGGUGGCAAUCGCAAUAGGAAAUGUGCCAUUUACCCUGAGGGAAGCACAGCACCAAGGGUUCAAGAUUUAUGAAACUCCCUUUUCUAAUAGAACUAAAGGAUUUAUCCUGGAAGUCUCUUUUGAUGAUCCAUAUGUUCUAAAAGAGUAUGUGAACAGAAAUGAAACAAAAUAUACCCUCCUCAUUAAUUACACUCUAAGUGUGGGUCCGGAGAUGACACUCUAUUAUCACUCGGCAGAGGUGGAGUGUGUGAUUGCUGAUAUCGAACUACCAGAAGCAGUUGGUUACUGUGAUGAAGAAAACAUGUAUCUAGCCAUCCCUACUUUUGGCUUGCACCAGUACUGGAACCUGUAUCUUGGUAACAAGCUCCUGAACCGGCACGUUGCACUUACCAACGGCUAUCUCGCAGCCACCAAUUCUACACACCUGAUCUUGCAAAUACCUCUGUUUGCUGCAGGACUUAUCUAUGAGUUUGAAGGUGAUCACAUUAUUUAUGAAAAUGAAAUCUCUUAUGAGAAAGAAACUCUCCCAGAACAGAGCAUACCAACAAUUACAAGAGAUCCAGACUACAGGAUUGAGAUUAAUGGCAGUGAAUAUGCUGCACAGUUCUGUCCAGUGGCAGUUAGCCCCAGGGUGAGAAACCCUUCUCAUUUCAAAAGGCUAGCAGUAACGACCCCGGCACAUCAACUGGAGCAG
This is a messenger RNA of Nestor notabilis (Kea), 2061 nucleotides long. RefSeq lists its product as uncharacterized. NCBI's taxonomy places the organism in Eukaryota, Metazoa, Chordata, Aves, Psittaciformes, Psittacidae. The transcript is spliced from 15 exons. The record is from RefSeq and is a predicted model, not a curated record. The annotation marks the transcript as partial.